UGCCGCAUUCUAUUUCGCCGUGGAAUUAAUAGAAAUGUCAAAUUUUACAUGGCUCCAAUCCUGUGAAGGUUGCUGGUCCGGCGCCUUCUUUGGAUUGUUGUCGUAUAAGUUAGUCUCAUCUCCAUUAGCUGUGACGCAACACCGUUCAAAUCCAUCUCCAUGGUCUUUUACAAGUUCUCUCGAAUUCCUCUUUGUCUCACCGAUUCUGAAGCUUUUCUUGGUGACAACGUCAUGGCGCUUCUUUCUUCUCUCGCAAUUGCUGUAGUAGAGGUAGUGGAAGAGGAGCAGACACUUCAGGACGUGGCGAUUCUGCAUUGUCGAUGAUCGAGUGAGAGUUGCGUGUCAAGGGAGCAGUGGCAGCGAUGAUGGGUUGGAAGCGGCGAAGGAGGGCAUAGAGUUGGGGCAGUUGAGCUAUUAGUGGGGUUUUCCUCUUGAGGUGGGAGAGAUGGAAUUUAGCGAUACAUACAAGCACUCGGGGGCCUGCUGUUUUUCCCCUGACGCCAGAUUUUUGGCUGUUGCAGUCGACUAUCGGCUAGUUAUCCGUGAUGUGGUCUCUCUCAAGGUUGUACAGUUAUAUUCUUGCCUGGACAAGAUCAGCUAUAUAGAAUGGGCUCCAGACUCAGAGUAUCUGCUUUGUGGGCUCUUCAAGCGUGCUGUUGUUCAAGCAUGGUCGGUGUCACAGCCUGAGUGGACCUGUAAGAUCGACGAAGGCUCUAUCGGAAUAGUGCAUGCCAGGUGGAGUCCAGAUAGCCGUCACAUCCUUACAACUUCUGAGUUCCAGCUUCGACUUACUGUGUGGUCUCUCGUAAGUACUGCGUGUGUGCAUGUCCCCUGGCCGAAGCAUUCUACAAAGGCUGUUUCCUUCUCGAAAGAUGGCAAGUACAUUGCUAUUGGCACACGUCGAGAUUGUAGGGAUUAUAUUCAUCUUUUAGCAUGCCAGGGAUGGGAGGCCAUGGGUAAUUUUGAAGUCGGCACUUCUGACUUUGCUGAUCUAGAGUGGUCACCUAAUGACAGUACAGUUGCUGUGUGGGAUUCUCCUCUUGAAUACAAGGUGUUGAUUUACUCCCCUGAUGGCCGUUGCCUGUUCAAGUACGCAGCUUACGAAAAUGCGUUAGGAGUGAAGUCAGUCACGUGGUCACCGUGUGGCCAAUUUCUGGGAGUUGGUAGCUAUGACCAAAUUGUGCGAGUUCUUAACCAACUGACUUGGAAACCUGCGGCUGAAUUUAGUCAUCCAGCACAAAUUAGGCCCCCCUCAUCGACUAUCGUUUUUAAGGAGGUUGAUGAACCGUGGCGUACUGACAUAGAGUCGAUUUACGCUAAAGGGCUUCCUUGUGAUUCCUUACGAAGGGUUUUCUACAAAGUGGUCGAGGCCCCUGUGACCGUCCCUUCGCUCAAGCCAGCAGUGGAUAAGCCCAAUCCAAAGCAAGGGAUUGGUAUGCUUGCGUGGAGUGCCGACAGCCAGUAUUUUUUCACCAGGAACGAUAACAUGCCUAAUGCUCUAUGGAUUUGGGAUGUCGUGCGCUUGGAGCUCUUAACUCUCCUGCUUCAGAAGGAUCCUAUACGAUCUGCAGCUUGGGAUCCUAUUUAUCCCCGCAUCGCUCUUUGCACAGGAACCUCCCAGUUAUACUUAUGGACGCCAUCUGGCGCUUGUUGCGUACAAAUACCGCUUGCCAAUUUUUAUGCAUCUGAACUCAAGUGGAUACCAGAUGGUACCGCUUUGCUGUUGAAAGACAAGGAUGCCUUCUGCUGCACCUUUGUACCUAUGCUUCCGGAAUUCGAGCCUGAUGAUGAAAACGAGAAUGACGGUGACAGAGAAUGAAAAUGGCUCGCUGUAUAAUAUUGGAUCGAAACUUGGAAUAUUUCAUGCUUCCUGCACAGGAAGUCCAAUGUUUUUUGGUUUCCAUCAUCAAGAGUACGUUUACAUGUUUAGUGCCAACUUGCCACUCGGUUUUGAAGUGAGGAAUGGUUAUUCGAACCCAUUGCUACAGUGCAGGCAGUGUAGAAAAGGAAGCACUUAGGGUGUGAACGAGGAGUAUGACAUUCGUGGAUUCUCAUCAUUUUCUUUUAGUAACUUCUCAAAGGUGCUCGUAUGAAGAUCACUCUCACUUGCAGAACUAAAUUCCGUUUUUUUUUUUUUUUUUUUUUUUAAUGAAUUCUAGCAGUAUUAGCCAGUUAAAUGAGUAGUGAUGUUACUUAGGCUUCACCAUUUAUUCUUGGUAUGAAUGGCGUGUUCAUGCAGAGCACUCUAUGCGUGUGACUGACAUUGUUAAGUUUCUUCACAUUAGGGAGAUUAUUGAAAGAUAUCCAGUGCAGAGUUGUACUUUUUUCUUAAUGAUGCAAGUGGAUGCUUCCUUGUACCUGGACAAGCCAGCACCCAUGAUUUAUAAGCAAUACAAGUUCAAGACUUUUUCUAGUA
Physcomitrium patens is the source of this 2416-nucleotide messenger RNA. RefSeq lists its product as uncharacterized. Gene Ontology annotation, cellular component: microtubule organizing center; MWP complex. Gene Ontology annotation, biological process: microtubule anchoring at mitotic spindle pole body. The record is from RefSeq and is a predicted model, not a curated record. Gene Ontology annotation, molecular function: protein binding. Lineage: Eukaryota; Viridiplantae; Streptophyta; Bryopsida; Funariales; Funariaceae.